Kwoniella botswanensis is the source of this 486-nucleotide messenger RNA. RefSeq lists its product as uncharacterized. The record is from RefSeq and is a predicted model, not a curated record. The transcript is spliced from 3 exons. Bases 1 to 486 code for a protein of 161 amino acids. NCBI's taxonomy places the organism in Eukaryota, Fungi, Basidiomycota, Tremellomycetes, Tremellales, Cryptococcaceae.
AUGGCGCAGUCUUCUCCUAAGACCACUACAGAUCAAGUGUACUGGAAUUUACCUGAUACCAUCGCACCCAUACAGGUCUUACCUGAUCGAUAUACGAAACCUGCUGCUGCUCAAGUUGAGAAUCUUAAAGGGAAAGAAUCUGAUCCAUCUAGAAUGGGAGUAUUUGUAUGUUUAUUUGAUGAUAAACCACACCUCCAUCCAUCUUUGAUAUCAUUACAUAAACAUCGUCUGAACAUACACCACAUACCAUUACCUUCUGACCCAUCUAACGAUCUUCCAACACCACGAUCAUCUUCAACUCUCCAAUUAUCAGGACCUCCUCAGACAGAUGAAGAUAUACCAAUGACUGCCACUUCUCCCACCCCGGCUGAAGCGACUUCAACAACACAACGAAAGCCAGAAGCAGACGCACAGGUCGAAUGGUUCAUGUGGAAAUUCUCCGAGGAGGAGGAGAAUAGGAGGAAAAGUUAUUUGCCACUUGCUUAG